Molecule: messenger RNA, 10217 nt
Organism: Hyla sarda
Lineage: Eukaryota; Metazoa; Chordata; Amphibia; Anura; Hylidae
Gene: PTPRD
Product: protein tyrosine phosphatase receptor type D
Exons: 45
Coding region: 961-6759 (1932 amino acids)
Biological process (GO): protein dephosphorylation
Molecular function (GO): protein tyrosine phosphatase activity; protein binding
Source: RefSeq, a predicted model, not a curated record
UGGACAGCUGCCAUGCACGCUCCCGUGCUGAGCUGUAACACAUUCUGAUGGGAAACUAAAUCCGGCAGAGCAGAGAGCUGAUGGAUAUGAGAGAUAGGGAUGCCUCUUGUGCCUGUCCUCUCACACAGCCGGCAGGAGCAGCAGCAGCACAGGAUCCUUCCUCCCAUCCCUCCUCACUGCUCCUUCCUCUAUCUCAUCACUGAGGAUUCUCUCACUUUUUGUGACUACCCUUCCCAAGUCAUCCUCUUCCUCCAUCUCCCUCCCCCUUGCUCUUGCACUCAGUCUCUUCCCUCCUCCUCCUCCACUCUCUUUCUCUCCCUGGCUCCCAGCAUCAGCGGGGGAGAGUGCAGUUCAUACUUUGCUUCUCUUUGUGUGGAAUAAAACACGUUUCUCAGUCUGGGAGGAUAAGACAGAGAAGACUCCUCUGGGUUUCCUUGGAUAACAUAACUGGCUGCACUAAUGUGAAAAUAUUUCAUACCAAGGGAAACCUUCAGAGCAGUCAUCAAUAUUUAAUCUCCCAGACGGUGGCCUCAUUCUUGGUUGAGAAGCAAAAUAUCAUAAAUAUCAUACAGCAUACAGCAUUUUCCCUUUUUAAGAAUAAGAAGUAAGAACCUAAGAAAUUUCAUACUGACAGCAUGUUGGCACCUGCAGGAUCUGUAUAUGUACGUCUUGUGUCCUGACCUACCCUGGGACUGCAACAACAAGAUGUUCUCUGACAACAAGUCUCAGGGUUUUACUGCACUUUAACUCACAUGUCCAGAUCCUGUAACAGUGGCUGAGCAGCGGAUUACAGUUGCAGGACUGGAAAACCACACACAGACAUAGGAUACAAGUAAGAAUCAGUGCCAGGUGCAAGUCAUUGUUGGAACAGUUUUGGCUGUGAAAAUACUGCACUGAAACAAUUAAAGUGGGUAGACACCCGUUGGCUUUGAGAGCUGGUGAAAUCAGGCCUUCCUAAGCAUGCAGGUGCCAAGCUGUCAGACGAUGAACUUUGCCAGGCCAGUGCUGGUACUUCUGUGCUUCCUACUUCAUGCUGAUGCUGAAACUCCACCAAGGUUUACAAGAAGCCCUGUUGAUCAAACAGGAGUGUCAGGGGGAGUUGCCUCUUUUAUUUGUCAAGCUACGGGAGACCCCAGACCGAAAAUAGUUUGGAAUAAAAAGGGAAAGAAAGUCAGCAACCAGAGAUUUGAGGUAGUAAUAGAAUUUGAUGAUGGAUCUGGUUCCGUUCUAAGAAUACAACCUUUAAGAACACCAAGAGAUGACGCAAUAUAUGAAUGUGUUGCAUCCAACAGUGUUGGAGAAGUCAGUGUGACCACCAGGCUCAUAGUAUUACGGGAGGAUCAAAUUCCCCGUGGUUUUCCAUCUAUUGACAUGGGCCCCCAAUUAAAAGUGGUGGAGCGUACACGAACAGCCACUAUGUUAUGUGCAGCCAGUGGAAACCCAGACCCUGAAAUAACUUGGUUUAAAGACUACCUACCGGUCGACACAAGCAACAGUAAUGGACGCAUAAAACAGCUACGAUCAGGUGGUACACCAAUAAGAGGUGCACUACAAAUUGAGCAGAGUGAAGAAGCUGACCAGGGAAAAUAUGAGUGUGUUGCCACCAACAGUGCUGGGACACGGUAUUCAGCUCCGGCAAAUCUAUAUGUAAGAGAGCUGCGAGAAGUUCGGCGAAUUGCUCCAAGGUUUUCUAUUCCUCCCACAAAUCAUGAGAUUAUGCCUGGUGGAAGUGUCAAUAUUACUUGCGUUGCUGUAGGGUCCCCAAUGCCCUAUGUAAAAUGGAUGCUUGGUGCUGAAGAUUUAACUCCUGAGGAUGAUAUGCCAAUUGGCAGAAAUGUACUGGAGCUUACCGAUGUCAGGCAGUCUGCAAAUUAUACAUGUGUUGCAAUGUCUACUCUUGGUGUUAUAGAAGCAAUAGCACAGAUAACUGUUAAAGCCUUACCAAGGCCACCUGGAACUCCUGUGGUGACAGAAAGCACUGCUACAAGUAUCACAUUAACCUGGGAUUCUGGAAAUCCUGAGCCUGUAACAUAUUACAUAAUCCAGCACAAACCGAAGAGUUCUGAAGAACAGUACAAAGAAAUUGAUGGUGUGGCUACAACACGGUAUAGUGUUGCAGGUCUUAGUCCCUAUUCAGAGUACGAGUUCAGAGUGGUUGCUGUAAACAACAUAGGACGUGGCCCACCCAGUGAACCUGUCACCACAAGGACUUCAGAACAAGCCCCAUCUAGUGCUCCUCGGAAUGUGCAGGCACGCAUGCUGAGCUCAUCAACUAUAUUGGUUCAAUGGGAAGAACCUGAGGAACCCAAUGGACAGAUACAGGGCUAUAGAGUUUAUUAUACUAUGGACCCAACCCAACACAUUAAUAGUUGGACAAAAUCUAAUGUAGCUGAUAGUCAAAUUACCACUAUAUCAAACUUGGUGCCUCAAAAAACAUACUCAGUGAAGGUCCUGGCCUUUACUUCAGUUGGGGAUGGACCUUUAUCGAAUGAAAUUCAAGUCAUCACACAGACAGGAGUUCCCAGUCAGCCACUUAACUUCAAAGCAGAAGCAGAGUCAGAAACAAGUAUACUACUGUCCUGGAUUCCCCCACGAUCAGACACAAUAUCCGGCUACAGGCUGUAUUUUAAAGAAGGGGAUCAUGCAGAAGAGCAAUCUGUCACCUUUAAUACAACUACAUCAUAUCGGCUGCAAGGCCUGAAGCCAAACACAUUGUACUACUUCCGGUUAGCUGCUGUGGCUCCAUUAGGCAUUGGUGCUUCAACAGCUGAAAUUUCUGCCAAAACCCUGCAGUCAAAGCCAUCAGCUCCUCCACACGACAUAAGAUGUAACAGCCAAAGCUCUACCAGCAUCUUGGUAAGUUGGCUACCACCACCAGAGGAUCAACAGAAUGGAGCUAUCACGACAUAUUCUAUAAUUUACUCUGGUAUUGAUGGAGAAGAUAACAAGCCACAUGAAAUAAAAGACAUUUCCUCAGACACUAGACAGUACCUUUUGGAACAACUGGAAAAAUGGACUCAAUACCAUAUCUCUAUGAUUGCUUACACUGAUGUUGGACCAGGCCCUGAAAGUCCUUCAAUAUUGGUUCGGACAGAUGAAGAUGUUCCUAGUGGUCCUCCUCGCAAAGUCGAGGUAGAGGCUGUGAACUCGACAGCUGUUAAAGUUUUCUGGCGCUCACCUGUGUCUAACAAGCAGCAUGGCCAAAUACGUGGAUAUCAGGUGCAUUAUGUGAGGAUGGAAAAUGGAGAACCCAAAGGCCCACCCAUGCUCAAGGACAUUAUGCUGGCUGAUGCACAGUGGGAAUAUGAUGAUACUGCUGAACAUGAAAUGAUCAUCUCUGGACUGCAGCCUGAAACAGCAUAUGCCAUCACUGUGACAGCUUACACCACAAAAGGAGAUGGUGCUCGGAGCAAGCCGAAAGUUGUGACUACAAGUGGUGCAGUUCCAGGUAGACCUCGUCUUGUUAUCAACCACACUCAGAUGAACACUGCUCUUGUUCAGUGGUAUCCACCAGUAGAAACCUUUGGCCCAAUCAUGGGUUAUCGUCUAAAGUAUGGUCGCAAAGAUAUAGACAUUCUCACCACUCUAGAGUUUUCAGAAAAAGAAGACCACUUUACGGCUAAAGAAAUCCACAAAGGAGCCUUUUACCUAUUUAAAUUAUCAGCCAGAAACAAAGUGGGCUUUGGGGAAGAAAACAUUCAAGAAAUUACUAUACCAGAGGACAUACCAACUGGAUUUCCUCAAAAUCUUCACUGUGACAGCAUGUCAUCAACAUCAGUGCAAAUAACUUGGCAACCUCCCAUCCUAGCAGAAAGAAAUGGCUUCAUCAUAAAAUACACCCUCCUAUACAGGGAUAUCAACAAUCCAUAUAAUCCAUUUGAAGUUCCUAUUGUCCCUGCUGACACAACUGUGACUCUCACUGCAUUAAAGCCUGAUACCUUUUAUGAUGUUAAAAUACGUGCUCAUACCAGCAAGGGUCCUGGUCCUUUCAGUCCAAGUGUCCAAUUCAGGACACUGCCAGUAGAUCAAGCAGUGUUCGCAAAAAAUUUUCAUGUAAAAGCUGUAAUGAAGACAUCAGUAUUGCUGUCAUGGGAAAUUCCAGAAAACUACAACUCUGCAUUGCCUUUCAAAAUUCUGUAUGAUGAUGGAAAGAAGGCUGCUGAAGUUGAUGGCCGGGCGACACAGAAGCUUAUCAUCAAUCUAAAACCUGAAACCUUAUACUCCUUUGUCCUGACUAAUAGAGGAAAUAGCGCAGGUGGCCUGCAACAUAGAGUGGCAGCAAAAACUGCACCAGACGUUCUCCGAACUAAGCCAGUUUUUAUUGGGAAGACCAAUUCAGAUGGAAUGAUAACUGUGGAGUUGCCUGAAGUCCCUGCCAAUGAAAAAAUAAAAGGCUAUUACAUUGUCAUUGUCCCUUUGAAGAAGUCACGUGGAAAGUUUAUUAAGCCUUGGGAGAGCCCAGAUGAGAUGGAAUUGGAUGAGCUUUUGAAGGAUAUUUCAAGGAAGCGAAGAAGUGUUCGGUUUAAGAGGGAAGUUGAAUCAAAACCUUACAUUGCAGCUCACUUUGAUGUUCUUCCAACGGAGUUUACCCUAGGAGAUCAGAAAAAUUAUGGCGGCUUUGAGAACAAGCAACUGCAAAACGGACAAGAAUAUGUGUUCUUUGUUCUGGCAGUAAUAGAGCACACUGAGCUGACAAUGUAUGCUACAAGCCCUUAUUCAGAUCCAGUAGUAUCAAUGGAGCUUGAUCCACAACCAAUGACAGAUGAAGAAGAAGGGUUAAUUUGGGUGGUUGGACCAGUUUUGGCUGUUGUGUUCAUCAUCUGUAUUGUGAUAGCAAUUCUUCUUUAUAAAAGGAAGAGAACUGAAUCUGAUUCCAGAAAGAGCAGCUUACCCAAUAAUAAAGAGAUCCCCUCACAUCAUCCCACUGAUCCUGUAGAACUCAGGCGGCUUAACUUUCAAACACCAGGUUCAGGUGUCGCCGGUUACCCUGGUAACCUCCAUUCUUCAAGCAUGGCCAGCCAUCCACCUAUUCCCAUUCUGGAGCUUGCAGAUCACAUUGAAAGGUUAAAAGCCAAUGACAACUUAAAGUUUUCUCAAGAAUAUGAGUCGAUUGACCCAGGGCAACAGUUCACAUGGGAGCACUCUAACCUGGAAGUUAAUAAACCAAAGAACAGAUAUGCAAAUGUAAUUGCAUAUGAUCACUCACGUGUACUGCUUUCAGCCAUCGAAGGCAUACCAGGAAGUGACUAUAUCAACUCCAAUUACAUUGAUGGUUACAGAAAACAAAAUGCUUACAUAGCAACACAAGGACCUCUUCCAGAAACCUUUGGAGAUUUUUGGAGAAUGAUGUGGGAACAACGUAGCGCUACUGUUGUAAUGAUGACAAAACUGGAAGAGAGAUCAAGGAUUAAAUGUGACCAGUACUGGCCAAGCAGAGGUACAGAAACAUAUGGCCUUAUUCAAGUUACUCUGCUCGACACAGUAGAACUUGCCACUUACUGUGUUCGGACAUUUGCUCUUUACAAGAACGGAUCAAGUGAAAAGCGAGAAGUGAGACAGUUCCAGUUUACAGCAUGGCCGGAUCAUGGUGUUCCAGAACAUCCAACACCUUUCCUUGCAUUCUUGAGAAGGGUGAAAACAUGCAAUCCUCCAGAUGCAGGGCCAAUGGUUGUACACUGCAGUGCUGGAGUGGGCAGAACGGGCUGCUUCAUUGUUAUAGAUGCCAUGCUGGAGAGAAUACGGCAUGAAAAGACUGUAGAUAUUUAUGGUCAUGUGACUUUAAUGAGAGCUCAGAGAAACUACAUGGUUCAAACAGAGGACCAGUAUAUCUUUAUCCAUGAUGCCCUGCUGGAGGCAGUGACAUGUGGAAAUACCGAAGUGCCAGCUAGAAACCUGUAUGCAUAUAUUCAAAAGCUGACACAGAUAGAGCCUGGAGAGAAUGUCACAGGGAUGGAAUUAGAAUUUAAGCGCCUCGCAAGCUCGAAAGCUCACACGUCACGGUUUAUCAGUGCCAAUCUUCCAUGUAAUAAAUUUAAAAACCGCCUUGUUAAUAUUAUGCCAUAUGAGUCCACAAGGGUAUGUCUACAGCCGAUCCGUGGUGUAGAGGGCUCUGACUAUAUCAACGCAAGUUUUAUUGAUGGAUACAGACAGCAGAAAGCUUAUAUAGCAACUCAAGGUCCCUUGGCAGAGACAACAGAAGAUUUCUGGAGGAUGCUAUGGGAACAUAACUCAACAAUUGUGGUUAUGCUAACAAAACUUAGAGAAAUGGGCAGAGAAAAAUGUCAUCAGUACUGGCCUGCUGAACGUUCUGCUAGAUAUCAAUACUUUGUAGUGGAUCCAAUGGCAGAAUAUAACAUGCCACAGUAUAUUCUACGGGAGUUUAAAGUAACAGAUGCUCGGGAUGGCCAGUCACGGACAGUUAGACAGUUUCAGUUUACUGACUGGCCAGACCAAGGGGUGCCAAAGUCUGGAGAAGGAUUUAUUGACUUCAUUGGGCAAGUACAUAAAACAAAAGAGCAAUUUGGACAGGAUGGCCCAAUAUCUGUCCACUGCAGUGCUGGAGUUGGGAGAACUGGAGUAUUCAUUACAUUAAGUAUUGUGUUGGAAAGAAUGAGAUAUGAGGGUGUUGUAGAUAUCUUCCAGACUGUCAAAAUGUUGAGAACACAACGGCCUGCUAUGGUACAGACAGAGGACCAGUAUCAGUUCUGUUACCGAGCAGGGCUUGAAUAUUUGGGCAGCUUUGAUCACUAUGCAACGUAAAAGAUUUGGCCCAUCCUGGAAAAUACCUGCAGGCCCUUCAAGAUCCAGAGAGCCUCUUCUGAGCCAUAAGGUGUGCUUGGGAAAUAUUUCUUAACUCCUAGCUAAAGACCAAUCACAGCAAUUGGAUAAUUAUUACAAAAAUAUAUAAAAAAACAAAAAAAAAACACAAAUAAAACAAUUUUUCUGGAUGGACCAAGAAUACACAGAUAAAUAACCUAACCUAAGCAAAUUAUAUCAAUCCCUGACUGGUGAGACAUCUGAAGGAUUCAUUUUGCCAACCAACAUGUCUCAAGGAAUAAGCUGGCAAUGAAGGAACAAUGUGAAAUCCACAAAGAACCAUUAUCUUGUCUGAGACUGCAUGAGUGUUAAACAAUGAAUCUUAGGAAUACACAGCAGGAUGUUUAAUACGUCGGCUUCGGGCUCCUAAGACAAAUGCAAUUUUUGCAGCGAUAAUGACCCUUCUUCAUCAAUGAACACGAUAACACGUUAGUGAAACAAAUGGGUGGGAAGUGUCUAAACAGAAUCAAAGUCAUUUAUUUAGUUUUUUAGUAUUGUAAAGAUACUGCUGACCUGUGCUUCAUUAUUAACUGUGUAAACUUUAUUUUCUUUUUCUUUUUUUUUCUUUAACAAAAAGUUUAUAAGGAAGUGAAUAAAACAUUGCAUAACUGUUAAUUUUUUGAUCAAGAAUUGUAUUUUUUUUAAUGCGGUAGAACUGUUAUAUGUAAACGGUAAUUCUCAUUAGAAGUAGUCAAACAUUGAAUUUUCUUUUGCACACAUUUGUGCAGCUCUAACAUUUAACCAUACCAUAAUUUUUAAUCAUAUAUUUCUUUUACACUUUUUUUUCCAUUCUUAACAUAUAUAAAUAUAUAUUUUUUUGCAUCAAGACAAGCUAUUUUUUCAUCUUGUUUGGAAUCAACAGGGAGUCGCAAAGUAUAAAGCUGCUGCAAACAUAUAUAGAAGUUUAUAUAGAUAUAUAAACAUAUCUAUCUGUUCUUCCAUGAUUUUCAUUAUAUUGAUCAUUGGGAAGAUAUUUUAGACCUACAAGACCAUUUCAUCAGCCGGAAAGGUUUGCAUUUCCAGUCUGUAUUAUUUUUAUUUCUUUUGGUUUUAUUCAUAAAGAAAUGAGGAAUGCACAUCAGUGAUAUCCUAGGUUCACCUCCGAAUAUAUUCACUUACAUUUCCAUGUGCUCACAUAUGUAUGUACUUUGUUCCGCAGCUCAGUAUUUUUUUUAAUACUUUAGUGCAAUAAUGAACCAUUUUGUAUAUUAUACAGGAUAUGUGCAUGCAAGAAAUGUCAGUGUUUAUCAGAGAGAAACUAUUGUAUUAUACGAUGUAUGAGCCGGUUUUCAAACAAAUUGUAUCCAAUCAUUUAUUAAUAUGUGGUAUAUGAUUGCAUAUGUGAUUUGUAAAAUAUGUAAAAACAUAAAUACAAGAAAAAAAUCAAAUCAAGGGCAAAGCCAAAAAAAAUCCCCGUCCUGCUUAAUGGAAAUAAUGUAGUGUUACGGCAGUUUGUAAAUGUUGCUUUAGUUUCUUUUAGAUUAUUUUUUUGUUGCUUUUGCAUUUAGAGUGCCUUAUAUUUGAUGCUUUUAAGCAACAUUUUGUUUAACUAUCCCUCCUUAGUAUUAUUUCUAUAUGUUCAGAAAAAUCGAAUUAUAAACUGCUUUUAUGCGAUAUACACAGCUAUUUUUUUAACCAAUAUCAUUAUGCAGGAGCUUACUAUUCUUCCAAGCCCUUCUAUAUUAACAGAAGUAUUUAGGUAAACUGCCUACACAUACAGUAUUAUAUAUAUAUAUAUAUAUAUAUAUAUAUAUGUGUGUGUGUGUGUGUGAAAUACUUUUUUUUAACCAUUAAAACAUUGUCUUCAGUUAACUUAAGAGGCAGCCAUGGUUGAUGUGAAAUUACCAAGAGCUUGUGGUAUUGCUAAAAAAAACAAUGUACACAACAAAUGACACGAGCUCAUGGUGAAUUUAAUAAUGCAUAUAUAUAUUAGUAAAUAAUUAUAUAAUUUCUUACUAAUAAAUUAGAGUACCCAUAGGCUUUAUUUGUUCCUCCAAAUUGUUGCCUCUCUGUGUAACAGCAACAGACGUUCAUACAUGGUCAUCUGAAUGGGAAUAUGUUAUAUAAAAUAGCACACUCUGGCACUUUAUUGACGCCAAACCAAGUUUACCUUACUUGCCAAUGUUAAUUAAAACUAUACAUAUAUAUUUUAUCUAAAUCAGCCUUGUCAUACAAACAAUUGUAUAUCAUACCAUAUUGAUAGGAAAUUCUAGAUUUCUAGAUGCCUUAUCAGCGUUAUAGUGUUAUUUUCUCAUGUAUUCACUUUUGUUCAGCAGCCAUUUAAAUAUUCAGACUCUGUGAAGGGUUGUGUCAUAGCACUUUUGUAUUGAUAAUAAUAAUUAUAAUAAUGGAAGGCUACCUCUGAUAAAAAAAAAAUUAAAACAACAUGAAAAAGAAUGUGCUUUUCUUGGGGUAUCUUUGCUAUUUUCUCAUGUAGACAAUAUUCUUUAUACAUUAUUAUUCUAAUCUUGUCUGUUAAGUAUUUGCAUUUAUGACCAGAAAUUGUGUUUAUCUCUGUUAUUGGACAUAUCAUAUUUUUAUAGACACACAUUCUGCAACAGAAUGUUUUCAAGCAUUGUGUUCUGUGUAUUUGUUUGCGUAUAUCCACUCAUAAUGUAGUUUCAGUUCCAAUCAAUGAUGUGCAUUCCACUUUCUGUUAUUAAUUGUACAAGGUACAUUAUUAAAGAGGCAUCUUUAUCUGCAAAAUACAUCAAGAGCAGAAAAUGCAUUUCUUAAGCAUUAUUGAUGCGGUGCUAUUAUUUACCUAUAUCAGUAUAGUUAUGUAUAAUUUUGUAAUUAGUUACAUUGGAAAAAAACAUAAACAUGAUUUGUAUAGAACUUCAUAUUAGCACUGUAUUUUUGUCUUAUUUUUUUUCUUUUUAUCUUUCUUUUUUCUUUUUUUACUGCAUGAUAGAGUAUUACAAAACUAUGACCUAAAGAUGGCCCUUUGGGGAGAAUUGCACUUUUUGAAAAACCUUUGUACUAUGCACUGCCCUAUUGAUUCUACACCCAAUGUUAUUACUUGAACCCAUCUUUAAAUAAAAACAAAAACACAUCAAAUUGUUCUAUGAAAUUCACAUUUGUGUAAAUAACACAAUAUAUUGGAAGAGACAGUUUUACCUUGAGAAAAGUGCAGAUAUAUUUUUCUCCCUUUGCUCCCGUUUUGAUGGCAGGCCUUGCUAACAUAUCUAUUAAAUAUUUUUGCCCUGAUGCUCCACAAAAAAAGAAAAAGAAAAUUCAAGCUGGGAUUGUCUUUACAAGUAUAAUCCAAACUGUGUUCUUUACGCUCGUUUUGAACGCAUAGACUGGAAAAAAAGUUAUAAAAAAAAUAAAAACUUGUAAAUGGCUUGUUAAAAAUACAAUUACCUCUACUUAGUAGUACGCAUAAAUGUUUUACAAGA